AUGGGAAAAUUAAUGUUUCCCUUUCUUUGUUUACUAUCUUUCACUUCUAUUGCAUUCGCGCUAGAUUGCACUCAAAUUCCGCCUUCUGAAAUCUUCGAUUCCAAUACAGUUAACAUACCCAAGAAAGAUGGUUCGUUGCAAACGCUUCCAGGAAAUUUCAACUGCGUUUAUAAUAUCUCCACUCCCACACCAACGUCUUCUCAUGGUCUUUAUGCAAUUGUGACAAUCACAAAUGGUUUGCAAGGUGUAAAUGAUUAUAUUCUAGUCACGAAAAUCACGGGAAGCAAACGAAAAAUUGUUAGCGCUGGAAAUAAGGUUGAAACAUACAAAGUGAUCCCAGGCUCUCAGUUAAGUGUUCAAGUGAUCACAAAAAGUGUUGUAAUGAAUUCUCAAUUCGCGAUUUCUGUACAAUAUCAUAGUGCGGUAAUUGGACCGAGUGUUCAAAUGAAAACAGGAUCGGAAAUGAAUUUUUUGGAUGUCAAAACCAUCAACCAAGGCCCAUUCACUUCUCUGACUUACGUUUCAAAGGAGCAUAUUGUUCUCACUUUGGCCACUGAGGCAUUGGAUAUUUCUAUUUUAGACAAUUGCUAUUUCAUCGAUGGCACAUUUGAUAAUCAGCGAAAAAUUUACGAGGUCGACGAUUUCUUUUACAACGAUGACGACGGUUUUACAACCAUUUCCCAUCAUUUAACAGUUGUCAGUUUUCAAGAAAGCCUGAUUCAAAUAGUUCUAAAUCCAGUUCCUGAAGUUAAACAGUUCUCCAAUUUCUACUCCAUGCCUAUCGUCAAAACCGUAAGCUCAUUCGAAACAGUGUUUAAUGAAGCAAUUCAACUGGUAAAUUUUGAUUCUGUUGGGAUUGUCAUGGACGGUUUUCAUAUUAUUACGAAGCCCUGCAACGCAAAAGUGGUCGCUGGACCACCCAACAAUUCAUCGAAAACUAUUCUAGACCUUUCUACAAAUCCAUCAAAGGCUCAAACAUUUAAUGUCAAGGAUUUAACAGUGAUUACAAACGGAUGUUUUUUCCAUUUCACUGCGAGAGCUCCUAAUUGA
Messenger RNA from Caenorhabditis briggsae, 1050 nucleotides. The transcript has 7 exons. NCBI's taxonomy places the organism in Eukaryota, Metazoa, Nematoda, Chromadorea, Rhabditida, Rhabditidae. The record is from RefSeq and is a predicted model, not a curated record. Gene Ontology annotation, cellular component: membrane raft. Bases 1 to 1050 code for a protein of 349 amino acids. Gene Ontology annotation, biological process: innate immune response.